CCACGACCCAGCGCGACUGCAGCCGCGGACCAUGGGGAGGCGCCCGAACCAGCUGAUCCUCGAGUUUUUCGAGCGCGGCCCCAAGCUCGAGGAUGCCAGCAACCGCUACCAGCACACGUGCAAGUCGUGCGGCGAGAAGUUCCCCAAAGGCCGCAUAGACUCGCUCACAAACCACCUCGUCAAGAAAUGCCCUGCUCUUCCCCUUCGCGACCGGCAGCGCGCCCUGCUGCAGAUCCACGAGCUGCCCGACCUCCCCGCCCUCGCCCCGCCUGCGACGGGCCCCAUGCACGCCGCCCAGGCUAUGAACCUGCCCUUCUCGCCUUCCAAGCAGGGGCUGUCCGCGCUCGAGACACUGGCUGAGGUCUCGCGACAACACCUGAACCUGUCUGGCAAGCGAGCCGCGCCGAAGCAGCCCCAGGACCCGCCGGCCCAGCAGCAGCAGUCGCCGCAAUCACAGCAGCCCCACCACCACCACCACCUGCAACAGCAGCAUUCCCAAGCACACGUCGGGACCCUACAGGACCACCACCAGGGGCUGUUUGAGGAAUACUUGGUCCACGACGACCGUCCGGAGAGCGAUCUCAGCGCACUGUCCCAGGGCCUGGAUAUGCCGCAUGCGCCUGCCUUGCCGUCGAUAUACCAGUUCAACGGGCCACUGCACCACUCGCCGACGGGCUCGCCGCAUAUCGGUGGUAUGCCAAUGCCCAGCUCAGCGCCCAUGGCCCAGAUGGUCCCGUCUCUCGUCAUGGCAGCAUCCGCUGCGAACGACUUGCUUCCGCUCAACUCCGGUGGCCUCACGCUGGAGCCAGAGCUCAACAUGAACAUGAACAACCCUGCCAUGUCCGUCUUCCAGAAUCGCCCAGGCCAAUGGCACAACUCAAUCGACCCUCUGCUUCCAGAGCAAGCAAACACCAAACAGCACGUUGCCAUCGACGAGAAUGCUCCCAAAACCCCCUCGCAUCCUCGUCCAAUCGCAAUCAAUCCAAAUGGUACCCAGUCGCACUUUGGAACUGACUUCAGCGUCAGCCACAAGUCUGUCAAGCCAAAGGUGCGAGGUCGCUUCACCGACACACGCCGAAAAGAGGUCCAAGAGGUGCGCAAACGGGGUGCUUGCAUCCGAUGUCGCAUGCUCAAGAAGCCCUGCUCGGGAGACAAUCCUUGCAACACGUGCCAAAAUGUUGAAAGCGCACGCUUGUGGAAGCAGCCAUGCAUACGUACGCGGAUUGCCGACGAAUUCAACGUAUACUCUGCUGGUCUACACGCGGUACUUUCCUUCCACGCAGUUAGUCAGGCCAAGGGCCAAAUACGGCUCAAUCAGAUACCCGGUCGAAUAGAAGCGACUCACUACCCAGACUCCGGCAUUGUUGCUACUUUUACGCCGCUGAAGUGUCUCACACCCACCGACAUUGAUCCGGCUAUCCUUGCCGCCGUCACUGCCUCCUCCCUAGAGAUCAUUGAUACCGAGGACGACAUCAGCGGCAAACUGGACCUGUACGUCAAGCAGAUUGUACCUUCAUUUUUUGAAUCAGAAGACUCCACCUUCAUGAGAUCUACGAUAAACACAGCUUGUAGUGUCAACUCCACAAAUCAAGAUGGUCUUCUCACUAAAGCCCUGGAGCUAUGGAAUCUCACACGAAUACUCAACUCGCCCUCUUUGCACUGGCACUUCUUCUCAAAUCCCUCACUAGCCCCAACAAUGGCUCCGCCUACCAUUACUCCAUCGGACUUGGAGACGAUAAAUCGAACACCCAUCUCCAAAGCCCACAAUCAACUGUCUUACAACCUCAUCAAAUCACAACUGAUGGGUGCCACAGAAAAGCGCGCAGCAUGUCUAGCUCGGACUGUCAUGAACGAUCUCGAACGCCGUCUUCUCCAGCGCCAGCAGGCGAACCCAUUUGAGACCUUCCUCGUCGCUGUGGUGCUAUUGGCAUGUGUGGAGCGCAUGUGCUGGCUCUUCCGCACAUGGGAAGAACAGCAUGAACAAUCGUCAUCGAGCACGGGGAAUACAAACCAAACCUCUGCGGACGAAACCCUCGCGCAGUCUCAGCAGUCUUCCCUAGCAGAUGACUUCAGCCACUCCUACCGUAAUCCUAGGUGGCCGCUCGACAAGCCUCCCGCGUACUACUCGCAACAAGGCGAGCGCUUCAGUGACAUAUUGUUCAUGCUGUUGAAGAUGCGGAGUGUGCCGCCCAGACCUGAGCCAAGGUCUACUGAUGGUGUGUUGACUAUCUUUGGCGAAGCUGGGCACGAGCAGUCGCGCGAGUGGUACGAGGCCGUUGGUGUCACACAUGAGCUACUGGCUGAGAGACGGGACGCGCGCUUCGUGGGCGAGGAUCCGAAGGAAUGGGAGCUGAAGUAUGUUGGGAAGAUCAUCUCAGGGCUAUGACUAUAUCGUCACGCGGCUCGUCGAUGGCAACAGCGCAAUGAUUUUCAUGUUAUGGAGUAUCGCCACAACGGGCGGCUAUAUAGGUUUCUGAUCAUUGGAGGUUCACGGAAGGCACGAAACGACACGACUGGGCGGUGUACUGAUCUUACGAGCCAUGAGCGGAUGAUACCCACACCGGAAUACAUAUAUACAAAUGCAG
Molecule: messenger RNA, 2585 nt
Organism: Paraphaeosphaeria sporulosa
Lineage: Eukaryota; Fungi; Ascomycota; Dothideomycetes; Pleosporales; Didymosphaeriaceae
Exons: 2
Coding region: 32-2386 (784 amino acids)
Biological process (GO): regulation of DNA-templated transcription
Molecular function (GO): DNA-binding transcription factor activity, RNA polymerase II-specific; zinc ion binding
Source: RefSeq, a predicted model, not a curated record